GGGGGGAAUUAUUUGUGAAGGUGUGGGGGGCUGUAGGUUUGGAGUCUGGAGGAGGGGGUGUCCCCGCACACCCUGGCAGGAUAUGGGGUACUGUGGGUCAGGAGUGAGGGGCAAAAGCAGGGCAGGGGGGAUGAGGGACAACAAGCAAAGCCCUCUGCACCAUCCCCUCCUCCUUGGGAGAGGGGCGAAGCUCUUGCGUUCACUGCGGAUUGCCCACCCUCGCUUUCCAUAGCCGCGGUGGCUCCUGGGAGAUGUAGGCGCGGGGUUGGGGCUGGAACUACAGCUCCCAGUAGGCGGCGCGCAUGCGCUCUGCACGGGGAGGGAGCGCAGGUUGGAGUGCAAGGGCGGUAACCCCUCGGCUCUUGGAUUUCCGGGGGGGGGGGUCAAAGGGCAUGAACCAACGCACCCCAGACAUCGAGCGGUCUGAAGAGCAAGAUGUUUUCCUUCCAGCUGUCAAAUUCGUACCUAUCUCGAUGCUGAAACAGAAUGGGCUGUUGCAGGCUCUGUCAGAAGAAGCCAGUGGACUUACAGAAGCUGACCCCAGCGAAGAGGUGCUGCGGGCCCAGGAAGAAUGGGAGGCUUUGGAAGCUAUCCAGUCAGGGACGGUGGACAAUUCAGCAAGUCCUGUCACCCUGAUCUCCUUCAACGAAGCGCUGCAGUACUUCCAGACGGCCGACCUCACUGAGUGCCGGAAAAGAAUCCAGCCAACACUGCAAAGGCGAGGGCUGUCUGCUGUGGUCCACUUCUUCUUAACACUGCAAAGGCGAGGGCUGUCUGCUGUGGGCCACUGCUUCUGUGGCCCACCACGCCUCCAUCAGCAGCUGCAAGCUGAGCGGGACUUGGCUUUUGCGAUUGCCCAGUGUGGCUUGGAUAAUAAUGAGAAGGUGCAUAUGAGGAUCCUGCAAACUAUCUACAAGAAGCUGACAGGCUCCAGAUUUGGUUGUCCAUGCUAUGGAGCCCACUGGGAGGAGCUCGGCUUUCAGGGUCUGGAUCCUGGGACAGACCUGCGUGGGACAGGCAUGCUCAGCUUGAUGCAAGUCUUGUACUUUGUAAUGGACCCUCAGACAUUCUUGCUUGCCCAAGACAUUUUCAAGCUGUCUCAACACAGUAUGCAGGCAUGUCCCUUCCUUUACCUCUGGGUGGGUAUUUAUUUAAUUGUUAUAAGCCUCAGGGAAGGGUAUUCUGCUGGGCUCAGAGGAGAAGCGGAGGUGGGCCUAAGCACCCCUGUCUUUGUCCCUUGCAGGGAGUGCAACCGCAGGCAUCAGGUCAUCGCUGUGCUGAACGAUUUAUAUGUGGCCAUAUUCCUGCACCUCUACUACACCUGGAAAACCCAGCACAAAACCAUUUCUGACUCUGGCUUUGUCCUGAAAGAACUGGAGGCAUUUGCCAAAAAGAAACCAAGGCAGCUCCUGAAGUAUUUGGAAGCCUACAUGAGUGGAAACACUGAGUCAAUAAUGGAAGAUGGUUUCCAGCACUUUUCCGCUUCCUCCAGCACACACAGACUCACCCAUUACUCUGCUGGCAGCAGCAGCGGCAACAAAGAACUAAAUUUUACUGGUGUGUGCGACCUGCAUGUUGAGAUGGAAGGAGAAGCCCGGCUGAUCUGAAAGCGAGCAGUCUCUGAUAACUGGGAAGGUCUUAGUAAGGCACUGGUAGACAUGCCUGUCAGCCUGUUUUGUCAGAGGCCAGUAAGCCAGCCAGUCUGUUUAUAGGAGCCUCUGAAGGGCUGUGGCAUGAGAGGUGGGUCUAGAAUAAACCCAGAGCAGUGCUUCUCGCAGAGUCAGAGCUGCUAGGUCAGAUGUAGUGAAGCUGGUAGAGCAAAACCUUGGGGCACCUGCUUUACUGUAAACACAACGAAGGUGGGGGAACAAAUGGCUCUGACAGUGACAGGCUUUGGCCCUAUCUCUACUGAAGUGUGGGUUGAAUGGGAGGGCCUUACGCAUGCUGAAAAUAAGCAGCUUGCCCCAAGACCCAAGGGCUUUGGUUUGUUAAGAGUCAUUUACUGCCAAGCCCUGAGGGAGAUGAGUCCUGUUAUGCUAAAGUAGAUGGUAAACUGGUGAAAAGUUUGGGUUUAUUCCAGUCGUUGAAAUUCGCAGGGCCAAGUUCUCCACAUGGAGACACAUGCUAAGGAGUUGACUCCUUGCUUGUGUAACAUUAACCACUAGAUGUGGGCUGGAAUUGGGGUCCAUCUUGUUAUCCUAGAUAUGCCUGUGGUCCCCAUUACCAGAGCAACUAAGUACCUCACCCUCUUGGAGGUGGCUAUACCUUCAGCCCCAUUGUCAGUAGGACAAUGCUAAUAUUUCCAUUUGAAAGGUGGGGAACAGGUCUCAGAGAGCUGAAGUGACUUGUUCUGGAUCAUGCAGGAGGUCUGUGGCAAGGCAUUGAACCCAUGUCCUUAGUUCAAGUCUAGUGUCUGAACCACUAGACUGUAGGGUCUGUAUUGUACAUCACAGUGAUAGGUUCUUCUUUUACAGCAUGCAGCUAAAUGUGAUAGUUGAAAAAUUCAGGGUGCCUGGGCUUUUUGCUAGGGGUACUGCCAUUCAUAAACCCCCUCUUCUCAUUCAGUGCCUCCCUACAGGUUUCUUUAGCCAGAGCCUUCAUAAAGUUUAAAGUGAUAGAGAAAUGCUGUUGAUACUCUACACAGGUAAAAGGCCCAUCUGCAGUACAGCCUCCAGGAGCAUUAAGAGAACAGCAUCACUCCUGGCUUAUAAAUGCAUCCAUCUCCAACUCUAGAGUGGAAAAGUAGGCCUGCACAGCUUGCUUAGGGCAGCUCACCAGUGUUCUGGAGGGUAGGAGUGAGGGACUGAGACACAGGCAUCAUCAUUAACACUAGGUAUCUGGCUGCAAGGGAUUUUCCCCUAUUGUCAUGCUCACAAAUCCUUGCAAUUUUCCAGUGAGUCUGAAUUUUUCCUGGCUGGUUCUGAGCUCAAAGGCAGCUGAGGUUUUUGUUGUAGGAGGCUUCAGCAAAUUCCUGUUCAAAUAUUGCUGAAUUAUUGAUGCAGAAGAGAGAAACUGGUAGCUUUCAGCUGUAUUCUUGUUCUCCUCCCAAAAAUCAGUGCCCCUGAUGUUGCUAGCUCUUGGUAUUUCUAUCACAGGCUAUGCAAUACUUGGCAUUUUACCUAAGCUGUUACUAGCCAUUAAGGAUGGGAUUUGGAUGUUCAACUCCUCUUGAGAAUCCUAUAUACAUUCUUAGGUGCCUUAGUACCUUUUAAGAACUGGCCUCUAAUGACUUGCUUGAGGUCACACAGGAGUGGGUGGCUUUGAUUUAUUGGUGGUCUUAAAGUUCCCUGCAGGGGGAAGAAUUCUGAUGGCAGAAGGCUUUUUAGUUGAAAGAUCCAGUUUUAGGGAGGUGGAGUCUUACUCUGAAAAUAAGGUGCAGGUUCACAGCAGCAGGUUAAGUCUAGUGGAGAGGGUUAAAUGGAUAACAGAUAACCAGUGGAAUAGCUGCCCAGGGGAAUUGGUGAACCCAGAAUGUCUUUGUAAGAGUUGCGUGUACUACAGAUAGUAGUACAUGUAAGUACUGUAAGAGUACAGGGGCUGGGUGCAGGUAGCCAUAUGUACACAGGGAGCAAAGCAAAGCAGCUGUAGCUCAACCAUGAGCAGUUGGUGUUGAUGUACUGUUUGGCCUAGUAGAGAAAAUAUUCCAUCCACGGCAGGAAUUCCAGAGGAGGGGAGAUACUGCAUUCCUGUAUAGCCUUAAAGAUUAUGACAAGGGUGUGUGAGCAGCUUAAUUUAAUGAAUGUGUUUUGCAGUACAUUUUAAGAGGGCAGACGCUUUCACCUACCCACCAGCAGGGCAUGUUUUCCUACAGAGAUGUAAGCUCUGGGUGGUAGGAGUUUGCUUUCACCUUCUGCUUGGUAGCAGUGAAGUAUGUGCCUGUGUGUUGGAGACAUGGUCCCCAGCUGGGGCUUUGUCCAGCAGGAGUCUUUUCCUUGUAACCGAGAGCGUUGCCCUUUGGGUCACUGCAGCACAUACAGCAUAAAUGUAGAAGGUAGUGGAGAGUGGGAACCUUGUACCACUACAUUGUAACCAUAUGCGUCUGUACCCCAGCUGCUGCCACACAGGCACUUUACAAUAAAAUCUUGAG
Molecule: messenger RNA, 4087 nt
Organism: Alligator sinensis (Chinese alligator)
Lineage: Eukaryota; Metazoa; Chordata; Crocodylia; Alligatoridae
Gene: ELMOD3
Product: ELMO domain containing 3
Exons: 10
Coding region: 303-1607 (434 amino acids)
Source: RefSeq, a predicted model, not a curated record